Aphanomyces invadans is the source of this 1528-nucleotide messenger RNA. RefSeq lists its product as hypothetical. The transcript has 2 exons. NCBI's taxonomy places the organism in Eukaryota, Oomycota, Saprolegniomycetes, Saprolegniales, Verrucalvaceae. The record is from RefSeq and is a predicted model, not a curated record. The coding region runs from base 16 to 1443 and encodes 475 amino acids.
CAAACCGGCACAAUCAUGUCCAAGUCGGCGCGGGGGUCGGCGACGUCCCAGCGAGGCGCCACGGAGGAUGAAAGCCACAAACACAAGAAGUUUUCCGCGGCGAGUGAGGAAACGAUUGUGAUCCAUGUGUGCGAUGAAUUCCGCAAAGUAAACAAGGACUUUGUGUGCAACAAAGUGCUCCUUUUGGACAACAUGAAGUAUUUUAAAGCGUACCUCAACGACGCGAGCACGCACGAAGACAUUGACAUUUCGGUGCACUGCGACGUGAGCAUCUUCGAGUGGCUGUUUCAGUAUAUCCAUUCUGACGGCGCAAACAAAUCAACGUCGACGUUGGCAAUCGACAACGUGACGUCCAUCUUGAUCUCGUCGGACUUUCUUCAGAUGGAUUUCCUCGUCUCCGAGUGCGCUUCGUUCAUCAGUCAGCACUUGGAAGAGGUCGUGGGUAUGCCAGGCGACUUGCUUUGCAUAUCCGACGCGAUUCUCGACAAAAUUGCCGCCAUGUGCUCCGUAGAACAACUUGACGCGAUCGAAGCGACCAAGGACAAGCUGUGCCACAAACUGUACUCGAAGCGGCUGCAACGAAUUGUGUCGGCCCUGAAAGAGCAAGAUGACAGCAACAGUAUCAGUUCUGGCCCUCACGCCGCUGUCGAGUGCUGUGUACAUUGCGCUGUGGUGUACUACGCUGGACAUCGAAAAUUCCUUUCAUGUCGACGUGCGAAGUUGUCGAUUGGGGUACACGGCAACAUCGUCGCACACCAUGAAGCAAAGCCAGAUUGGAAGUUAGAUGCAUGGGUCAAGUCGCUCACAAUAUCGUUCCCGACGCGACAAGCGUUCUGGAAGGUGUGGGGCGCGCUGCAGUGUUUGUACUGUGCUGACUGCCGCGUGUACUUUACUGGCACCGAACUGAACGAAUGCUACUACCACGACCCGCACGAACCAACAAGUAAUGACGACAGCUGCUACAGUUGCUGCGGCGCCAAGCGCUUUGCUGCUUCAACACGGCCAUCCCCUGGGUGCAAGAUGAAGGCACACAACUACGCGACGUCAAUGAUCGAAUACUCGAGCAACGGACCGUCGGAAUAUGCCAUCCCAGAACUCUUGGAGCGAUUGCAUCAGCUUGUAGCGUCCCAUGCGGAUGUGAUCGCACGCGAGCCACCCGCGAUGGAGCCCGCGCCACAACAGCAGAUUUCUCUCAAACUUGGUGGUGUCCAUGAGAUGCUGGUCGCCGACGUGAAGCCCCAGAUCAGCAUGCUGGCCACGUGCGAUGUGUCCAACGAACUCAUGAAGGCAAUCAAGUCGAAUUUACCAGACGUGUCAACUCCACAGACGAGGAAGCAGUGGAAAAUCGACUUGUUGCAAGAGAAGGACCGUAUUCGAGUGCAAAUGCUGUCGUCGACUCUCACCAAGAUGCGCGUGGAGUACAAGGCGGCAAAGGGAUCCUAACCGUCCGAGUCGUUUGGCUGCUCAACAUUGUUUUGAUCGCAUGUUGGCAAUUUCGAGAUAAAUCAAAAUUUCUAUCGAACAGCAA